UCUCUCUCUCUCUCUCUCAUAGUAGUUUAAUUUACUGAUCCAAUCACGCAAAUCCCAUUUUCAAAUCCACCCCAAAAAUUCUCAGAAGUCUCCAAAAUCCUCCGAACUAUGGGCUUCAAAUCCCUCUUUUCCCGGAAGAAGAAAUCCACCACCCCAACCUCCACCGCCGCCCCCUCGCCGCCGCCGGUGAUGCGCUCCCCCUCGUUCGCCACCCGCGCCCAGAUCGCCGAGCUGGACCAGGUCUUCCAGAAAUUCGACGUCAACGGCGACGGCAAGAUCUCGUCGUCGGAGCUCGGCGCGAUCAUGGGGAGCCUGGGCCACCCGGCGACGGAGGACGAGCUCCGGUCGAUGAUCGUGGAGGUCGACGGCGACGGCGACGGGUUCAUCGACUUCAACGAGUUCGUGGAGCUCAACACCAAGGGGAUCGACUCGGCGGAGGCGAUGCAGAAUCUCAGGGACGCGUUCUCCGUCUACGACAUCGACGGCAACGGCUCGAUCUCCGCGGAGGAGCUCUUCGAGGUGCUCAAGAGCUUGGGGGACGAGUGCUCCAUCGCCGAGUGCCGGAAAAUGAUCGGCGGCGUGGACGCCGACGGCGACGGUAUGAUCAAUUUUGAGGAGUUUAAAGUGAUGAUGAUGAUGGGGUCGCGUUGCGAGAGUAACAACAACAAUGUUCAACAACAGCCUCAUCCUGUUGGUAAUUGAAUCGCAAUUGUUCAUCAUAGACUACGGUUUUUCUUCGUGGGGGCAGUUUCGUCUUUCUCGUUUUGUUGGUGUUGGUGAUUUUGAUGAUCAUGAUGUUAACACUUCCCAUCUUUGUAUAAUGAUUCGGAUGAUCUAAUUGGCGUUCAAGAUUUCAGCACUUGUAAUUUUUCCACUUUGGUUCAUAA
Argentina anserina (silverweed cinquefoil) is the source of this 887-nucleotide messenger RNA. Its product is annotated as probable calcium-binding protein CML25. The coding region runs from base 109 to 702 and encodes 197 amino acids. Gene Ontology annotation, molecular function: calcium ion binding. The transcript has a single exon. Lineage: Eukaryota; Viridiplantae; Streptophyta; Magnoliopsida; Rosales; Rosaceae. The record is from RefSeq and is a predicted model, not a curated record.